UGCCCAGUGGUAGGUUGCCGCCUGUUGCCCGAGCCCCUGCCCAGGGGUAGAUUUCCGCCUGUUGCCCGAGGCCCCUGCCCAGUGGUAGGUUGCCGCCUGUUGCCCGAGACCCCUGCCCAGGGGUAGAUUGCCGCCUGUUGCCCGAGACCCCUGCCCAGUGGUAGGUCGCCGCCUGUUGCCCGAGGCCCCUGCCCAGUGGUAGAUUGCCGCCUGUUGCUCGAGGUCCCUGCCUAGUGCUCGGCUGAGGCCCCAAGCCUAGGGGGGAGAUUGCCUGCCUGUCGCUGAAGACCCCCCCGUG
Messenger RNA from Staurois parvus, 298 nucleotides. The record is from the annotation of a GenBank genome assembly. NCBI's taxonomy places the organism in Eukaryota, Metazoa, Chordata, Amphibia, Anura, Ranidae.